Condylura cristata (star-nosed mole) is the source of this 1342-nucleotide messenger RNA. RefSeq names its product serpin peptidase inhibitor, clade I (pancpin), member 2 (gene SERPINI2). The coding region runs from base 5 to 1222 and encodes 405 amino acids. The record is from RefSeq and is a predicted model, not a curated record. Gene Ontology annotation, biological process: negative regulation of endopeptidase activity. Gene Ontology annotation, molecular function: serine-type endopeptidase inhibitor activity. NCBI's taxonomy places the organism in Eukaryota, Metazoa, Chordata, Mammalia, Eulipotyphla, Talpidae. The transcript has 8 exons.
CAAAAUGCAUAAGAUCGUCUUGUGGAGUCUCCUGCUGACUUUUUUUGGAAGUCACGCUUCAAGACCCUGGGCUCACAGAAAUAAUGAAUUUGCAGUGGAACUUUAUCAAGCUAUCCGCUUAUCUCAUAAUAACAACAUUAUAUUUUCCCCUCUUGGAACAACUGUGCUUCUUGGAAUGGUAGAACUGGGAGCAAAAGGAAAAGCACAGCAACAAAUAAGACAAACUUUAAAAUUUGAGGACACCUCAACUGGCGAAGAAUUUUCUGUGCUGAAGUCAUUUUUCUCUGCCAUUUCUGGGAAAAAACAAGAAUUUACAUUUAAUCUUGCCAAUGCCCUCUACCUUCAAGAAGGAUUCACUGUGAAAGAGCAGUAUCUCCAUGGCAACGAGGAAUUUUUUCAGAGUGCCAUAAAACUGGUGGAUUUUCAGGAUGCAAAGAAUUGUGCAGAGACAAUAAGUACCUGGGUAGAAAGCAAAACAGAUGGAAAAAUUAAAGGCAUGUUUUCAAGAGAAGAAUUUGGCCCUCUGACUCGACUUGUUCUGGUAAAUGCUAUCUAUUUUAAGGGAGAAUGGAAACAGAAAUUCAGAAAAGAAGACACACAACUGAUGAAUUUCACUAAGAAAAAUGGUGAAACUGUCAACAUUCCAAUGAUGAAGGCUUUUCUGCAAACAAACUAUGGUUAUUUUUCUGAAUCUUCUAUGCAAUACCAGGUUUUGGAACUACCUUAUAAAGGCGACACGUUCAGUUUAAUCAUUGUACUUCCUUCAGAAGGUGUGAACAUAGAAGAAAUGGAAAAACUAGUAAAUGCAGAUCAAAUCCAGAAAUGGCUCUCUGAGAUGAAAGAAGAGGAAGUAGAAAUAAGUCUUCCUAGAUUUAAAGUAGAACAAAAAUUAGACUUCAAAGAAGUUUUGUAUUCUUUGAAUAUAACUGAAAUAUUCAGUGGUGGAUGUGAUCUUUCUGGAAUAACAGAUUCAUCUGAGGUAUAUAUUUCCAAAGUCAUGCAAAAAGUUUUCUUGGAGAUAAAUGAAGAUGGCAGUGAAGCUGCAGCAUCAACUGGUAUGAACAUCCCUGCAAUCAUGAGUUUGCCUCGAAACCAGUUUAUAGCAAAUCAUCCAUUUUUGUUUAUUAUAAAGAAUAAAUCAACAGAAUCGAUUUUGUUUAUGGGAAGGGUGACAAAUCCUGACACUGAAAAGAUGAAGGGAAGAGAUUUAGAUUCACUGUAAUUGAGCAUCAUAAUCUCAAAAUAAAAGACUAUCCCUAGAAAACAGAUUAUAUCAAAAUAUCACCAUAUUGAAAAUAUUUCUAUAUAUCUAAUUUCUGUUGUUAAUUGUGCCUAUAUUAAU